Molecule: messenger RNA, 837 nt
Organism: Prunus dulcis (almond)
Lineage: Eukaryota; Viridiplantae; Streptophyta; Magnoliopsida; Rosales; Rosaceae
Product: probable glutathione S-transferase
Exons: 2
Coding region: 23-673 (216 amino acids)
Biological process (GO): glutathione metabolic process
Cellular component (GO): cytoplasm
Molecular function (GO): glutathione transferase activity
Source: RefSeq, a predicted model, not a curated record
UUCAGAACUUGCAGGCUUCAAAAUGGGAGAUGUUAAGGUGAUUGGGGCCUCUCUAAGUCUUUUUUGCUGCAGAAUUGAAUGGGCUCUGAAGCACAAAGGGAUAGCAUAUGAGUACAUUGAAGAAGAUUUGAGAAACAAGAGUCCCCUGCUCCUUCAGUAUAAUCCCGUCCAUAAGAAAAUCCCAGUGCUUGUGCAUGGUGAAAAACCAAUUGCGGAGUCCCUCAUCAUCCUUGAGUACAUAGAUGAAACAUGGACAGAGAACCCUAUGUUGCCAGAAGAUCCUUUUGAAAAAGCAAUGGCGCGAUUUUGGGCAAAGUAUGUUGAUGAGAAGUGUGUGAUCAGUGCAUGGACUGCUAGCCGUACAAAGGGGCAUGAACAAGAGAAAGCAUUGGAGUCAGCACAAGAAUCACUCCAACUUCUGAAUAAGCUCAUUGAAGGCAAGAAAUUUUUUGGAGGAGAAACCAUGGGCUUCCUAGACUUUGUAGUGGGCUCAUUACCUAACUGGCUCAAAUUCUUAGAAGAAUUUCAAGGCAUAAAGCUAUUUGAUACAAAGGAGUUGCCAUUUCUUCACGAAUGGGCACAGAGAUUCACUGAAAUUCCAAUCAUCAAAGAAAGUAUUCCAAAGAUAGAAGAUCUUCUCAAUUACAGCAGGGCUCAGCACAAAGCCAAAUAAUGUCAAAGAGGAAAAACAUAAAAUAAAGUGGUUACAGAUAAAUUUUCGGCUUAAAAUAAUGUAAAAGAGGCAUGACACAGCCUUGAUAGCAUAUGUUACCUUUCCAAUUGAUUGUAGUCCUGAUAUAUACGUAUAAUAUGAUCCAUAAAAGGAUAUUUGACAUC